UGAACACCGUUUAGACUACAUUACCCAUGAUGCACCUCGGUAUCUGUACUUCCCGUUGGGAACGUGUUUAGCGCAGUUCAGCACAGCUGAAAGGUGUUGGAUGAUCAGCGUUUUUCUCGUGCGUUCCUGUGUGAGUUACCCUUGGUGUGCGUGUUUAUCAUAUUACCACACCCACAUACUCCUGCACACUCACACUCCCUUUACCUGCAUUCAUAGAUGGGAAUGCAAUUGCCUCACUUGUUGAUGUCAUCUGCUACCUCUUUAAUAAAACUACUUGGACUACAUCACUGUGGAGUGCCAAUCCUUCUGACCGAGGACAACUCAGUUGAAGCGUGAUCGGCAAUCAGUGCAAACAUUCAGUACAAGUGGUCCUUCGAGCCGGAUUUGCCUUGGCUGAGUUCAUGAGAUGGAAAACCCUCAGGAUGGAGGUGCAUCGAGUAGCCCCCGUCCAAAACGGGAGAGGAAACUCCCGGGAUAUCUGGUGGACUAUGAGCACAACCUAACUGAGCCACCCAACCCAUCUAGAGCUCCAAGUAGUUCCAGUAGCUCUGACAAUGAAGAGGAAGGGAGAUGGCAGAGGAUGGAAUCCGCAUGGAACAGUGUCCUCCAAACCAUGAAUCACCUUCAAGCGUCUAUGGAGGACACUCAUGGAACAUUACUGAAGCGGGUGGAGCGUUUGGAGCAAGCUUCACAACCUAGCAGUGAGGUGAUACAUCGCACCAUAGAGCCACUACCUGUACCAGAGCAGGACACCACAACACCUGCGAACAUGCUGACGCCAGUGAAGGCAUCUGCUCCAUCACCUCCUCGUAAAGUGAGUUUUCACACUCAGCCAGUGCUGCACCCUGCCACUUAUGUAGCUGCAUCAACGCCACUCAGGAGACUUGGCCGAUGCACCGCUACACCCUUCGUGUACCAGAGAUCGGAACAUCAUCUCCUUAUAGACCGGCCAGGCCAGGUGCAGAUAUCACAUCACACAGCCUCAGCUAAUCAGCCAAGACAACGUGAUUAUCAUGCAGUACAGCAGCUAUCACAGGCUGGGGAUCCAGUGAGUCUGCAGCAGACGUUACAUCCAGCUGCUCCCGUCUUCCAAGCUAGACCUCCAGCUAAUCCUGUGUACUUGCAGCAACCACCGCGUCCUGCUGAUCCGACCUACCAACUUCCACGUCCACCAGAACCUGUGACCCAGCCAUCACAGUGGGCAGACGCUCAGCACCCUGUAUCCAACAUAUUGCAUCCUGAAGCUUUGCCUGAUCCAGCUGGCAACCACCACGUUCCCGACCCGUCAGGAAGUGACCAUUCAUCAUCUUCCUCUGCUGGACAAUAUAAUCCACGGGUUGCCACAUCUGAAUCAGCCAGAGCGCCUCUACCAAACCUGAUGGAAAUGAUGGUGGCAUCUUCAUAUGGUAUUCCAAAGCCUAGGCUGGUGGUCUUCAGGACGGGCAGAGAGAGUGACUUCGCCUUAUUAAAGAAAGGGCUGGACAGCACCUUAGGGCCACAUUCUCAUCUGGGAGAAGAUUACAAGUUUCAGGUCCUAUUAGAUCAUCUAGAAUAUCCCAGCGCCCUACAGGUAGCCAAGCGCUACAUCCACGACCGCACUCCCUAUACUAGUGCAAUGAGGGCGCUAGAGCAGAGGUAUGGACAGCCAAGGCAGUUAGUCCAAAGUGAGCUUAGCACUAUAUUGAACUGCCCCCCUAUUAGAACAGGAGACUCUCAAGCUAUUGAGGACCUGUCCCUGUCCGUGUCCAGCCUGGUCGGGCUUCUCAGUACCAUGGAUGAAGUAGCAGCCAGUGAGCUUCAUUGUGGUUCACAUGUGGACAGACUGCUUACCAAACUCCCCCUGAACUACAGAGACAGCUUCAUCGAGUACUGUAUUACCCGGGGGAUCAUCCGCACUGGCAGCAGCCGAACAUACAAUAUGUACGACUUCUCAGAAUGGCUUGAACGGAAAUCCCAAGUCCUUCAGCUAUCCAGACAAGCCUCUCACAUGCCCUCUGACAGGCCACGCCCAGAGAAGAACCUACUCAAAGCCUUAGCAGGGCCCAAGUCACACAGCAAAUCUGCUUCCAUCUACUACGGCCCAAAUCCAGCCCAAGCCAAGCUAAGACCAGGGGGAGGAUCUACAGCUCCCAAUCCGACAGUCCAACCUAAGAAGAGACAGAAGUUCAAACCUUAUUGUCCAUACUGUGAAGGGACAGAGCAUUAUCUGAAUGGCUGUGAUGGAUUUAAAGGGCUAGACCUCAAAGCUAUGGCUACCUGGAUUACUGAGAAGGCCAAAUGCUGGCGCUGUGGCCGUAAACAUUCUCCAGAGCAGUGUACUCUAAAGAAGCCGUGCAGCACCUGUGGUGACCAGCAUUUGUCUGUGCUCCAUGACCUGGUUGAGGCCAAGAAGCGGGACCCUAACAUACUAACUGUGAGUACUAGUAUGGUUUACCUAGACUAUUCAAGUCACUCAGGUCGAGUCAUGCUUAAAGUAGUACCAAUUCAACUACAUCAUGGUGGCAAAUCUCUGGACACAUUUGCUGUGCUUGAUGACGGCUCAGAAAAGACUGUUGUGCUUCCUGCGGCAGUUGAAUCUCUAGGUUUGGAGCAGGAGGAAGCAACACUCGCACUGCGAACUAUCCGUCGAGAUGUAAUCCAGAUGAAGGGAGGCUUUGUCUCAUUUCAGGUGUCACCGAGAGCUAAGCCCAAAGUGAGGUACAAAGUAACACAUGCAUUCACAGCCGACCAGCUGAGUCUAGCUACUCAGUCAUGUCCAGCUGAACAGCUGAAGAAGAAGUAUAUUCACUUGCAGAAAGUCCAGAUCAAAGGAUUUAACCAGGUCCAACCUUUGGUGCUACUUGGCUCAGAUAAUGCUCAUCUCAUCACCCCUGUCCGUCCUGUCCUUAGGGGGUCAUCUAAAGGGCCAGUAGCUGUCUGCACCAAGCUCGGAUGGGCCAUCCAGGGGCCAGCCAGUAGUAUGCCUACAUCUGAGGGGGAGCUGCAGUGCCUGAACAUGUGUCUUUCUCCUGCAGAGGCCCUGCAUCAAGAUGUGAAGCGUUUGUGGCAACUAGAUGUUCCCCCCUAUAGGACAGAGAAGGAGGUCACACGGUCAAAGGAGGACAGAGAGGCAGUGGCUAUGUUGGAAACAAAGACCCUCAGAGUCCCAGUAGAUGGUGUCGAGAGAUAUGCCACUCCUCUGCUGAGAAGAAGAGACUUUCCACGUCUGUGUGUCUCCCCUGAAGCAGUAAAGGGCCUCCUCAGAUCUACUGAACGUAAGCUGGCCAAGAACCCUGAUCUGACCCAUACAUACAACCAGGAGAUCCACAGGUUAGUAGAGUCUGGCUAUGUUGCUAAGCUGAGCCCAGAUGAGACACAUAGCUCUUCUGAGUCAUGGUAUGUACCGCACCACAUAGUACAUCACAACAAUAAGGCUAGAGUGGUCUUCAACUGUUCGUUUGAGUUUCAGGGGUCCGUCCUGAACCGCUGCCUCUUACCAGGACCUCCCAUGGGACCCACUCUGCUGGGGGUAUUACUCCGCUUCCGUCAACAUCCUGUAGCCGUGAGUGGAGAUAUCAAAGCCAUGUUUCAUCAGGUUCGGCUGCUCCCAGAGGAUUGUCCCCUGCUACGGUUUCUGUGGAGGGAUUGUGAAACGGAUCGGCCCCCAGACAUAUAUGAGUGGAGAGUUUUGCCCUUCGGAACGACAUGUAGCCCCUGCUGUGCUACGUUCGCCCUACAGAGACAUGCAAGGGAGCACAAAGAAACCCACAAAGACAUCUGUGACUCAGUCCACACAGCCUUCUACGUGGAUAAUUGUUUACAGUCCCUGUUCAACCCAGAAGAGGCAAAACAGCUCAUCGACCGGAUGAGAGAUUUACUCAUUCAGGGAGGAUUUGAUAUACGACAGUGGGCGAGCAACGUGCCCGAAGUAGUUGCUCAUCUGCCCGCUUCAGCUCGAUCAGAGAGCUGUGAACUUUGGCUGAACUUCAAAGGUCUCGACUCACAAGAGUCAACGUUAGGACUCAGCUGGCACUGUCCGACAGAUGUCCUGGGAUAUAAGCACCGCCCUAUCACCUACUCCACGGUCACGCUGCGCAAUGUGUACAAGGUACUAGCUACCCAGUAUGACCCACUAGGGUAUAUUUGUCCCUACACUACAAGGGCCAAGCUGAUUGUACAGGCCCUGUGGAGCACAGAAAGAGGGUGGGAUGAGCCCAUCGAAGGGAAUCUACUUCAGUCCUGGCUUGAGUGGGAAGGCGAACUGUCACACCUUCAGCAUGUCAUCAUUCCCCGCUGCUACGCUCCUCCUCAUAACUCCAGCAAUGUGACAUAUGAAGCUCACGUAUUCUGUGACGCAUCGGAAAAGGCUUAUGGGGCUGUGGCUUAUCUCAGGGUAAUUGAGCGGCAACGGCCCAUCAUCACAUCAUUCCUGAUGGCUCGCUCCAGAGUGGCCCCACGCAAGCAGGUGUCAAUGCCCCGGUUGGAGCUUUGCGCAGCACUCACAGGAGCCCAAUUGGCCAGAUUACUCCAGACAGAGCUUACUGUUCCCAUACAGUCGAUUUACCUGUGGACAGACUCUACCACGGUGCUGCAGUGGAUCCAAUCUAGCUCCUGUCGCUAUAAGGUAUUUGUGGGGACUCGAAUCUGUGAAAUACAGGAGCUGACAUCUCCUGAACAGUGGCGAUAUGUGACCUCUGAGCUCAAUCCUGCUGAUGACAUCACCAGAGGGAAACAUCUCGCUGACCUAACAGCCCCCAAUCGUUGGUCACAUGGUCCACCUUUCCUAUUACAAGCCGCUGACACUUGGCCUAAGCUGCCAACAGUGUUUCCAGCCUGCAAUGAAGCAGAGCUCAGGAGGACUGCAUUCUGUGGGCACGCUUCUGUAUCCCCAACCUUGCCGGAUCCAAUGCAGUAUGCCUCACUAGAUAAGCUGAUUGCUGCUACGUACCGGACCCUACACGGGGCGGCCGACACUCCUAUUACAGCCGCGGAGCAACUGGAAACCAAGACCAUGCUGCUCCGCUCAGCUCAGACCGACAGCUUCACAGAGGAGACCAAAGCCCUCCAGACCAGUCGCCCAGUCCGCUCAGACAGCCGUCUUAGCACGCUGUCCCCUGAAUAUGACAGUCUUACUGGUCUUAUCAGAGUCGGAGGCCGCCUUCGUCAAGCCGCAGACUUAGAUCCAGACAGUAUUCAUCCCAUCGUACUAGCAGCUGAACAUCCCCUGACCAAGCUCAUCAUAAGGACUUAUGAUGACCAGCUCCUUCACCCAGGUGCAGAGAGGCUAUUUGCGGAGAUAAGGCGCACCUAUUGGAUUCUCAGAGGACGUCAAGCCAUUAAGAAACACCAGCACCAGUGUGUGGACUGUAGGAGAUGGCGCGCCACACCUUCUACACCCAAGAUGGCUGAUUUACCUUCCUCACGGAUGAGACUCUAUAAACCCCCAUUCUGGUCAACGGGCGUAGACUGUUUCGGGCCAUACACGAUAAAGAUAGGUCGUAGAAGAGAGAAACGCUGGGGAAUUAUCUACAAGUGUCUUACAACUAGAUGUGUGCAUCUCGAUCUCCUCCCUAGUCUUGACACCGAUUCCUUCCUUAUGUCAUUACGCAGAUUUAUCGCACGCAGAGGAAAGCCAUACGAGAUGUGGUCUGAUCAAGGAACCAAUUUCAGAGGUGGUCAUAGAGAACUCCAAGCAGCAUUUGAAAACAUGGAGCCUGACCUCAAGCAGCAACUAGCCACGCAGGCUAUCAACUUCUGCUUCAAUCCCCCACACUCGCCUCAUUUCGGAGGAGCCUGGGAAAGGGAAAUCAGAGCAGUGAAGUCAGCUCUGCAAGUAGUCCUGAAGGACCAAGUUGUGGCAGAAGAAGUCCUACUCACAGCUCUCAUAGAGGUUGAGGGCAUUUUGAACUCAAAACCGCUUGGCUAUGCAUCGGCUGACAUAGCCGACCCAGAUCCCAUCACACCAAAUCUUCUCUUGAUGGGGCGGCGUGAUUCAGCACUACCCCAGGCAGUCUACGGCCCCUCAGGCACUCUUUCGACCAGAAGAUGGAUACACAGCCAGGUCAUCAGUGACCACUUCUGGAAGCGGUUCAUACAGAACUACCUCCCAGGACUGCAACUCCGACAGAAAUGGAGGAAGUCCACUGACAACAUGACCGUGGGACAAGCUGUUAUGAUUGUAGACUCUAAUCUGCCUAGAGGCCUCUGGCCUGUGGGUACCAUUUCCCAAGUUUUCCCAGGGACUGAUGGUGUUGUUCGGGCUGCCGAAGUCAAGGUUAAAGACAGUCUCUAUGUUCGCCCGGUGACUAAGCUAGUGGGACUCCCCAAAGUCCCUGAGGACUUAGAUGAUACUGUUCCGCAAUAGCUUGACUUUAGCAUGUGUGUAUUUGUAUCCAUACAAAUACAGGGGCGGCUGUUAAAAGUCCGCUUUCCAGAGGAAUAAUGUUUGUGAACACCGUUUAGACUACAUUACCCAUGAUGCACCUCGGUAUCUGUACUUCCCGUUGGGAACGUGUUUAGCGCAGUUCAGCACAGCUGAAAGGUGUUGGAUGAUCAGCGUUUUUCUCGUGCGUUCCUGUGUGAGUUACCCUUGGUGUGCGUGUUUAUCAUAUUACCACACCCACAUACUCCUGCACACUCACACUCCCUUUACCUGCAUUCAUAGAUGGGAAUGCAAUUGCCUCACUUGUUGAUGUCAUCUGCUACCUCUUUAAUAAAACUACUUGGACUACAUCACUGUGGAGUGCCAAUCCUUCUGACCGAGGACAACUCAGUUGAAGCGUGAUCGGCAAUCAGUGCAAACAUUCAGUACACUGGGUCUGAACAGACGCCAAGACAAGAGUCGUGUGCCGGCAGUAUCUCGAGACGGGUCUGGUCGGAACUAGGGAUGCAUCGAUCCACAUUUUUUCACUUCCGAUUCCGAUACCUGAAUUUGGAUAUCUACCGAUACCGAUAUUGUUUCGAUACUAGAGGAAUAUUUGUUUUAAUGUCAUUAUGAUUAUUAUUAUGGUUGAUUUUAUAAGGCUAUAAUAAACUCUUUUAUACAAGAAUAAUAUGUAAUUGUGAGAAAGCCCUACAAGUAAGAGCCCAGCACCGUGUCCCAAAAGAUAAGUUGAGAUAAGUGAGGUCAUAAAACAACUAAUUGUCUAUCCUAAAAAAAAGCAACUAAUGUUUCAAAUUGAAAUUUAUUCAAUUUCAAGGCAGGGUUACUGGACACAAGUGCAAUAUGCACAAUCAAAGAAACAAACCCUUUCAUUUGAACUAAACAGCCCAGGUCCAAAUAAUCACACUAGGCAGUAACACAUUUUUAAAGUGUCAAACAUGAAAUGAAAAGGGUAAACUUCCAUAAAACUACUUCAAAUAAAAUAGAGGGCUGCUUUAUCCAAUCCCCACAAAUUAAUUUCACAGUCUUUUGUAGCAUCAAAAAUGUAAUUUUCAAGUAAAAAAUCACGUUAUCAAAAAAAAAGUGCAUCUGAAACAAAUUCAGUAAGUCCUUGCUCAUGUAGCAGUAAAAAAAACUAAAGUUUUCAAAUGUUAAACAUUUUGAAUUAAAGAAAAGUGCAUUGUAAACAAACAUCAACAGUGUGCAUCUGAAAAGUACAAUUCAAGCAUUGGAGAUUUGGCAUUGAAGGUGACUUAGAUAAAGUUAACAGUCUGUCAGAGUCCGGAACUAUUCUUGAAAAAAAAAAAUGUAAAUGCGUGAGGUACUUAAAUGUUGUUCAUCUAAUCUCACUUAAACAAUGACAGGUUCUGUCUGAGGAAUAUAAGGAUUUCUGCUCUUUCUGCUGUCAGACGUUUCCUUUUUUCAUCCUCAAUAUUGGAUGCUGUACUAAACAGUCUUUCACUUUCAACACUCGUUGAAGGAGCUCUCAGGAACUUUACUGCAACAGCAGCAAGGAGAGGAAAGCGGGCAUGGUUGUCUGCCCAGUACUGGAAAGGGCUGUCUAGCUCACCCAUUGUUGGUUCUUUCAAGUACAUUUGCAUCUGGAUAACUGCUGCCUGGGUACCUUGUGCAGGUUCAUCAUGUUCCUCCAGAAUUUUGUCAUACAGACUGCUAAAGCUACUCUUACUUGUGGUAGGAGAACUGGCAUCCACGUGAGCAACCUUUUCUGCUGGCUCUGGUUCUGGCUUCCUUGUCCCUG
Messenger RNA from Nothobranchius furzeri (turquoise killifish), 8120 nucleotides. The record is from RefSeq and is a predicted model, not a curated record. NCBI's taxonomy places the organism in Eukaryota, Metazoa, Chordata, Actinopteri, Cyprinodontiformes, Nothobranchiidae.